AUGCACAUAACGCAGCUCAACCACGAGUGCCUUUUACAUCUGUUCUCUUUUCUGGACAAAAACAGCAGGAAAAGUUUGGCAAAAACAUGUCUCCAAAUGCUGCGAGUGUUCCAGGAUCCUUUACUGUGGCCGGUGCUGAACUUUCACUCUCCAGCAGAGCUGAAGAAGGAUAAUUUUCUCCUGGGACCUGCUCUAAAGUACUUGUCCAUCUGCUGGCACUCACAGCAAGUCAAGGUGUGCAACAUCGAGGACUGGCUGAAAAACACCUUCCAGAAGGACUUCUGUUACAAGCAUGAAAAGACUGUCAGUGACUUUUUACUACAGGUUUGCGACAGGUGUCCAAACCUGCUCUCGCUGACGCUCUCGGGCUGCGGCCACGUUACAGACGACUGCAUCUCGCUGCUUCUGCAGAGCUGCCCGCGCCUGGAGACGCUCGAGCUGGAGAACUGCGUGCGGGUGACGGACGGGACGCUGGCGGCCGCGGCGCUGCACGGGCGGGCGCUGCGCACGCUGCGCCUCGACUUCUGCCGCAACGUCACGCGCAGCAGCCUCCAGGGCCUGCGGGAGCGGCGGCCCGCGGUGGCCCUGAGCGCCGAGCGAAGCGCCAACAUGAUCCCCGACAGCAAGCCAGGAAAAAGGUUCCUGCUGGAAAAAGCGGCCAGGAAAGCGGUGCAGCUUUAA
This is a messenger RNA of Nothoprocta perdicaria, 681 nucleotides long. RefSeq names its product F-box and leucine rich repeat protein 22 (gene FBXL22). The transcript has 2 exons. Lineage: Eukaryota; Metazoa; Chordata; Aves; Tinamiformes; Tinamidae. Gene Ontology annotation, molecular function: protein binding. Gene Ontology annotation, cellular component: SCF ubiquitin ligase complex. Gene Ontology annotation, biological process: SCF-dependent proteasomal ubiquitin-dependent protein catabolic process. The coding region runs from base 1 to 681 and encodes 226 amino acids. The record is from RefSeq and is a predicted model, not a curated record.